AUAAAUGUAAAUUUUUAUUAAAUUUCAAGGGGUUUGUGGUGAUUUGUGCUACUGUUUGAGAAUUUACGGUUUUACAAUAUUAUUAUUUUUUUAUGUAUUCCUUCAUUAUUGUGAGAAGUACUUUUAUGAAAUAAUUAAUAUUAUACAAAAGCUGCUUCAGCACUAUGUCGGGGAAGAAAUGUAAGCAUUGCGGCUCGUCAGAAAUCGAAGUAGAUCCGGCACGUGGAGAUGCUGUGUGCACGAAUUGCGGCACGGUGCUGGAGGACAAUAUAAUUGUCGCUGAAGUAGAAUUUAGGGAGAAUGCUCACGGUGGUGCAUCUGCAAUAGGACAGUUUGUGUCAGCGGAUACUAAAGGCGGUGCUACUGGUUUUGGCAGAGCGUUCAAUGCCGGAAUUGGUCAAGAAUCAAGAGAGAUUACUUUGAGAAAAGCCAGAGAGAGUAUAACAGGUUUAUGUCAACAACUUCGUCUGAAUCAGCAAUGCAUAGAUAUUGCAUGUAACUUCUACAAGAUGGCGCUGAGCCGACAUCUCACUAUUGGACGUCCAGCAAGUCACACACAGGCUGCUUGUGUGUACAUGACAUGCAGAACUGAAGGCACACCCCAUCUACUGAUAGAUGUGAGUGAUGCAGUCCCGAUGUACUGUUACCAACUAGGCCGCAGCUACUUCAAACUGUCAAGAGCUCUGUGCAUCAACAUUCCACCAACAGAUCCAUGUCUCUACAUUCUACGUUUCGCAUCUCAGCUGCAAUUCGAUGAGAAACAGCACGACGUCACAAUGACAGCGCUCAGACUGGUGCAGAGAAUGAAGAGGGACUCCAUUCACUCAGGUCGACGACCCUCGGGGAUUUGUGGGGCUGCACUACUUAUAGCAGCUCGUUUACACGACUUCUCCCGAACCACUUCGGAUAUAGUCCGAAUAGUGAAAAUCCACGAGUGUACGUUGCGCAAGCGCCUGUUCGAAUUCGGUGAAACACCUUCGAGUGCCCUCACGCUUGAGGAGUUCAUGACUGUGGAUCUUGAAGAGGAUCAGGACCCACCUGCAUUCCGAGCGGCGAGAAAACGAGAUAAGGAGCGAUUGCAAAGGUUAAUGGAAGAGGAGGAUGGGGAGAAAGAACUAACCGAGCUACAGAAAGAGAUAGACGCACAGUUAGAGAAGGACAGCUCUAGGAAGAAGAAAGUCGUGAGCAGCAUAGUGGGCACACCCGCCUCGUUGAUCUUGGACGAGACUAGAACAGAAGACUCGGACGCGACCAGAUUCGCUGCAGAGGACACCUUGAAUCUCAUUGGAGAGCUGGCAAACGAUGUUCAGCCUAAAGACGCUGACCCUAAGGAUGAAAAUAUGCAAAAAGCUGACAAACUGAAGCUCGAGAAGGGACUCGGCCCGGAGCUAGCUGUGAUCGGUCUCGGCCAAUCAGAAAAACAAGAAGACAAGUCGACGGACAAGUUCGUGAAGCCGGAACCGAAGCACCAGGCCAUCAAGGACCUGCACAACGCCGAGGAGCUGGUGCUCAGCGAGAAGGACGAAGACUACGUGGACUCGCUCAUAAUGACUGAUGAGGAGGCGAGUCACAAGACUCGGAUGUGGAACAAGAUCAACGCGACGUAUCUGAAGGAGCAGAAGAUUAAAGAGGAGCUAAGAGCCAAAGAAAGGGAAGAGAACAAAGAUAAAAAACGUAAAGUUCGCGGCAACUAUAAGAAAAAAGUGCACGUGAGUAACGCGGCGACGGCGGGGGAGGCUAUAGAGAAGAUGCUGGCCGGCAAGAGGAUGAGCACCAAGAUCAACUACGAUAUACUGAAGAGUCUAGAUACGCCGGGAGGUGUUGCCGCGUCCAAGGAACCUGCGCCUGCGCCUGAGCCCAAGUCGACACCGGUGGUGUCGCUAGCGACUCCGACGGCGUCAGCAGCGGCGGUGGUCGCGUCGCCCGCGCCGCCCACGACGCCCGUGCCGCGCAAGCGCAAGAAGAAGGCGCCCGCGACCGCCGCGACCGCCACACCCGCCACGACCGCCACGACCGCCACGACCGCCACGACCGCCACGACCGCCACGCCCGCCACACCCGCCACCCCUGCAGAAGUCAUAGAGGAUGAAUACGAUUUGGACGCGGACCCUGAACCGGAGGCAGGUGGGGAGAUGUCCCUCGCGGCCAUGCUGCAGAACGGAGAAGACGACGACUACUACGCGUAUGACUACGAAGACUACUGAGACUACGAAGGCAGACUAUGGCCGUGUAGUAGUUAGGAGUUUAUUGCGUAGUGUUUUGUCUUUACUCGUAUAUGUAAGCUCACGCGUUUAUCUCCGCAGGGUAAGUAGAGGCGUGUGUAUCCACGGUUCGCCGAUUGCUAUAAUGGGAUAAAAGACAAGCCUAAUGUUUCUAACACGACUUGCGUGGAUAGAGUUAAUGUCGGGCGUUCCAUUGAUAAAACAUGCUUAAAAAUAAUGAUAUAGUGGAAUAAGGGCGUGUAGAUGAAUAAACGUUUUAAACGCUUGUGAUUCUUAUACGAAAAAUAAUUAAAUAUGUAAAACGAUAUUUAAAAUCAAAGAACACAGGACAACGAGUCUUUUUCUAUCGCCAUAUCGGGCAGAAAUUCCAGAUCCCGGAUAAAUAUUAGUAGACAAACCUAUAAUUAGGGCUCGACUCGGGAUUGUACCCGAGACCUCAGCAUUACUGUUCUAUAAUAUAACUACGCCACUGAGACAGUCAGAUAUAAAAUUGUAGAAAUAUUCUCUAAAAGGCGACCAUAUGCAUAUUUAUAAAUAUUAUAAAAAAAAGUUUCAUGAAAAUUUUAGAAUCUCUGACCUAUACAAUUCUUUUUCUUAUGGUGAUAUGUAAUUUUAGCGGAAUGUAAUUUAUUUUGUAAAUACUUAUUUGUAAUUGUUAAAAUAAGAGUAACAUUAUUGUUUAGAUCGUCUGGCUUUGGAUUGCAUUUCUCUAGUUGUCGACGAACUGAAGUUUAUUUGAAGUUUGCGUCGAAAGUAGAUGCGCGUGCACUCAGUCUGUUACAGGCACGCAGCCCGCGCCCGAAAGCGACUUCAGAGCGUACUAGUAAUUUCUAGUUAUACUGGUAAUGGGACGGCCCUUUUUUUCCCCGCUAAUUUAUUUGUAAAUAUAAAAUAAUGUAUUUAUACAUAUUAAAAUAAAUAUGCGUAUGUAUGUUCUCUAUUGACUCCAAAAUGGCUGAAGGGAUUUUAAUUAAAUUUUCCCUAAUCAGAUUAACCUAGUAGGCGAUUGAAGUUUUGUAAAUAUCGGGCAACGCGUAGUCACCUAGCUUUAAAUAAUUAAUGCAACUCGAGCGCAGCCGGGGCGGGUCGCUAGAUAAAAUAAAUAAAUGUAGUCAUCUCUUAAUCAUGGUCUCAUAAAUUGUCUUUCGCGGUAGGCUUAUCCCAAAGUGCCAAAAGCUUGAUUUUAUUGCGAUUUGUUAUAUUAUAAUUCUCUCCCGACAUUUCCAAGUCUUUGCAACAUUCGUGGUCACAGGAUGGAUUGAGGUGACAUCCGAAAAGUCAAAAUUGCAAUAUCUACCUACAUUUUACAGUUAUACAAUAUUAGCUGUUGGUGAUCCGACCUACGCAGAAAGUCGACAGAAAAUUAUAAUAUGUAAAUCGUGAUAAAAUCCGUAAAAAGUUUUAUUUUAAGGCCCGGUAUCCUUUAGCCCGACCCGGGUAUACAAGCCAAGACCUCAGCACUGCACUAUUUUAAAAAAUAAAAAUAAAAAAAAAACAUUGAAAGUAAUAAUAAAGUCCGUUUAAAAAUAGGUACUUACUUCGCGGUUUCAAUGGUCACAUUUAACCAAAGGUACCUAUUUUUAUUAUUGUGUAAACAUGGUGAGUCAACACUUGCUUUAUCAGGUACUGAAACCAGCUGUUUGUGGUGAUUUUAAUGUAUAUAUCAACAGUUUGACGCACUCACACCCGUCCCUAUCCCUCUAGCCACGCUUACAUAUUGUUUCAUCUUUAAAAGUAAAUAUAAAGGUUAUUCUGAAUGCCCGUUAGUCAUAAAAUGACAAAUGUAAUUAUGGAAUAAACCGCACUUGAUUGCGUUGAUGAUAUUUGUUUUUCAUCGCUAUUACCUCCAGUAACAGCAUUUUUUUUUAAUAUGUAACAACAAUUAGUACAAAAACAAAUCCUUCUGUGAAAACAGCAUUAAAAUUCUAUAAGAAGUGAGGCAGUAAUUCAAAUUUCAAAUAUUGCUACGUGCAGGAGUGGACGUGUAGUGAUGAUAUCGUUCCAUCUCUUUCUUUCGUACGCAUCGUAAUGUCCGCUGACGUCACUUGCAAGUAUUUUGUCUCUUUUCUGUUUUAUAACACCCCUAAUACCAAAUUUCAAUGGCAUAUGACUAGUUAUUUCUUCUGUUUUAAAAUUUAUACGACGUACAUAUUUUAUAAAAAUAAUUUAAAAAAAAAAAUGUCAAAUACACUAUUUCCGUAUUACAGAGAUAAGGGAUGUUGUAUUAGUUAUCAUAAUGACUAGUUAUAAUUCCGUGUAUUCUUAUAGACGUUUUUAAUCUAGAUUAAUAGUACGAGCCGCUUACACGUUCGUUUAGCUACAAGAGGCGCCAAUAAAGCCUUAUAGACUGAAUUAUUUAUUAUUAUAUCGUUUACCGAGAGCUUCAUAACAAUAAUUACUCUGUAUUAUAGACUACCACUGCUGGGGUCGGGUCUCCUCUACUGAGUUGGUUUAGUCCCGUGGCCUAGUGCUGAUGGUAGACUUAACUUACUUAUAUCGAACAUUAUUAUGUACAUUGUACCCUGAGCAAGAUACUUACCUACAAUGUAAUAAUAUUAUACCUUUUUUUAAAUUACGAUCAAAAUAAUUGGGACAAUAAUCAACCAGUAUAUAUAUUUUUUUUCAUUUUUGCCCUUCAUUAAAAGUGUAUUUAUUUCUCUAAUAAUAAUUUAUUUGUUAUAAAGCCCUCGAUAUUUAUAUUAAUUUAUAUCUGCUACACUAUGCUGUAAGUUGUGAUGCCGUACGUGGCAUGAUCUAUUGUGAUAAGUGCACUUACAGCUUUUAUUUCUGCAGCGUGGGUCAAGUCCCCAAAGCAAUGCGAUAGCCUUCAAUUAUUGAGUUAGCACAUUUAAAUUAAUUUAUAUUUAAGUAAUUUUAUUUUCAAUGAACACAUUUGAUGCUAUUUAAUUGUACAAUAAACUUUACGUGAUUUUGUUUUGCUUGUUAUGUUAUUGUAUAUGUUUAGACAUACCAGUGUCUCACAUUCAGUGUACUGAAAUCAGUAUAUAAAAAGCCAUACAUAACAUAUUGUAGGUAUAUAGGCAGUGUUGCCAAUUUUUUUUUGAACCAGCAAAAAAUUAUGUGUUCUAACCACUAAAAACCACAAAAAAUACAAUUUCCGUCAAUUCGGGACCUUUUCUUUUUGCGUUUUCUUGCGAGGGUUUUUUCGGUCGCAAUAGUAUUCUUCUAGUAAAGCUAAUGGUUACACUACUGGUUUUUCUCCAUUUUGUGACACUACUGAUUUUUCUUACACUACAAAUUUUUCUCCAUUAUUUGAUUUGAUAAGAAAUAAAAUGUUUUAGUGGACUUCUCUGCCUUCCACUAACUUUUGUAAAUGAAUCGACAAAAAACACCAGCCCCUAAAAUAUUUCUGCGCUAAAAAGGGGAUGCAAUUUACUAAGUUUGCAACACUGUUCAGGUAAUGGAGAUUUUAAUUCGACGGUAUUCUUCCAUCCCUCUAGUUUCGGGAAACUGAGUACGCUUUAGGGUCAACGCAAACAGAUAUAAUGACAGUAAAGAAACUCAUUCCUAUUACAAUUGAAAAUUAACUUUAUUAUGUGUGUAUAUAUAUAUAUUAUAUUUGUGGAUCGAGCGAAUUGUUACAACUAGCUUCAGAUUAAUGCAAAAUUUUGCAGGAAGGCAUUUAUCCACGUGAUAACGGUAGAUUAUGUAUGUGAUUAAUUUAAUAUAUUUUGUUGUAUCAAUUCACCUCCGGAUUCUAAUUCACCCUACUUUACGAUAAAGGGAAUGUACGUAACUAUAGGUGGCAGCACUAAACCGUCACGAGGUGGUCACGAGAGUCACAGUGUGGAUAAAAAUGGUUAAAGAUUCAGAUUCCGCCACUAGAUGACAGAGUUUUUGAAGUGCGCCUUCUCUAUACAUACAUACAUCUGCUUUUACGAAUUUGAAAAUAAUUCCAGUGAUUUAGGGUAGUACGUAUUUAUUUUUAAUUUCUUCCCAUAUUUGUGGACCCUCACAACUCCUGCAUUUGGCCAAAUGCAAUGUUAGUGUAAUAACUUUCUUGACACUUAUCGCAUUAUUGAUAUAGUCACUAGCGGACGGGGAGCUCCUGAGUACGAUUGCCAACUCGGAAAAAUAUAUCAUGUUGUUUUUUAAAUCAACUGUUUUACUUAUCGUAAAUUUAUAAAAGACUUUUCUGGAACAUACAUCAUAAAGAGCGUGAUCUCACAUUAUAGUGGGUUUAGGACAGAUUAUUAUCAGCUUAAUCUCUUGAAGCGCUGAAUGUGGGACGGCACAGUAUUAAAGCACAGAAUCUUGGUUAAAAUGUACAUACAAUUAAUUAUUAUAAAUAUUGCUAAUAGGUUUUUAGUUAUGAAUAAAUUACUCUUUUGUAUCAAUAAAAUUACUUAAAACGUG
Manduca sexta (tobacco hornworm) is the source of this 6599-nucleotide messenger RNA. It is a transcript of the gene Brf, whose product is annotated as transcription factor IIIB 90 kDa subunit. Gene Ontology annotation, biological process: DNA-templated transcription initiation; transcription preinitiation complex assembly; transcription by RNA polymerase III. Bases 165 to 2204 code for a protein of 679 amino acids. Gene Ontology annotation, cellular component: transcription preinitiation complex; nucleus; transcription factor TFIIIB complex. The record is from RefSeq and is a predicted model, not a curated record. Gene Ontology annotation, molecular function: TBP-class protein binding; RNA polymerase III general transcription initiation factor activity; RNA polymerase III type 3 promoter sequence-specific DNA binding. The transcript is spliced from 12 exons. Lineage: Eukaryota; Metazoa; Arthropoda; Insecta; Lepidoptera; Sphingidae.